UCCUGAAAGGGAGGAGUUCUGCCAAAACUUUGAAGAUCCCUGUAAACUUUGCAAAUUACCCGUCUCUUGGAGACAAUUAUAUCAAAUGAUAUUGUGGAUUACAAUACAUGAGAAGUGUUUAGAGCUUGGAAGAUUAUUUAUGUUUGGCAUUAGCUCUUAUGGUCAUAAUUUCAAGCUGCGAGAAAAGGAAUACACAGGAACCCCCUUAUUAUCUUUUGAAAUAUGAAGAUCAGAGGAAAAGAAGGGUUUAAAGUGUGGAGUGAUGGUCCUCAAAGCCUGUCUGUAAAUUAGCUGGCAUCCUACAUCUAUAAAAUCAACAAGGCUUAGAGCUCAUUUCCAGGCACAGAGUGGACCUCAUGAGUUGUUAGCAGUGCUUCGGGAUCCGAGUUUUUAUACACCGCAGGAGGAAAUUACAGCCUGUGGGGCAGAGAAUCCAUACAAAUAUUUCCUCCUUGCUUGGACUGAUACAAGCUUUGGAAGCCAAAUUCAGGAACUGACAUUCCACCAGUGGAAAAAAAAAACCCAAACAUGGACAGCAAUAAAGAUGAUGAUGGACUGUUGAACAGGAUUGCAUUUCCAGGAGCUAUGUCCCUGGCUAACAGCCACAUGCACCCCCGUGGGGUCCCCCUGAGGGAGCCCUUUAGGGUUCCCUUCCAUCUGGACCCGUCUUACUGGGAACAAGCCUAUAGUGGGCACGCAGGUCGCAUCCCCUACGUUCCUUUUCCUGGCUACGUGGGCAUCUACGACUAUUCCUUUGAGCCUGCCUUCAUUCGAAAGAGGAAUGAGAGGGAAAGGCAGCGGGUCCGCUGCGUGAACGAGGGCUACACACGCCUGAGAGAGCACCUGCCCAAAGAAUUUGCUGACAAGCGCCUCAGCAAAGUGGAGACCCUGAGAGCUGCAAUAAGCUACAUCAAACACCUGCAGAGCUUGCUGGACUGCCAUCCCUUAGGGUCUAACAGCAAGGAACCGCUGUCAGCCAAGGAGCUCCCGGAACCUCCCAGUCCUGGUCCCCCGCGGGAGUGCAACAGUGAUGGAGAGUCUAAAACCUCUUCAGCUUCAUCUCCCUACAGUGAAUUUGAGGAGGCAGGCAGCUAGGUAACAGCUUCUCUGGAGGCAGAAAGCUUCAAGUUCGGCUGAAAACCAAAUCUAAAACCCUGGGGAUUUUUCUACAGAUGAAAAUGAAUACCAGGAAAAGGAAAAACAGCUAGGAAAAAAAAAGAAGGUAUUUUCAAUCUGUCAAAGGACUUUAAAUGUUGUCUGUACAAAACCUAAAGACGAUUUGUAAGCAAACAGGUAGUUUUCAGGUUGCUUCAGCUGUGCUACUAAACUUCCUUUGGAUUGUUGAAACUGAAGCAACAUUUGCAUUCUACUUUUCAUGCCGCUUUUAUUCUGUUCAUCUAUUUUCUUUCGUCUUUCACUUGAUGAGACAGCAAAAGCAGAUAAAUCCAUUUCAGGAAAUUCCCUCCCCUUUCUCUUGCUUCCUCUUGUAAGUUUUAUUGUCUGUUUUUCCUGACUCUUAACCUGAGAUGUACAGGGUUGCAAACACGUGGACUGGGAAAGGUAAGAUUUAGAUAAAAUGUCUUUCCCUAAAAUAUUUAGAAAAUCACAUAAAUACUUCUAUGUCCAAAAAUACAAUUUAAAAAAUAUAAAUAAGGCUCUAUUUGGGAAUUAAUUUCUUUUAUGGCACCUUCUAGAGUGAAAGAAGUAACUCAUACAUUGGACACUGGCUAUUUGGUGAUUAUUUGAACAAUUAUUUUCAGGAAAAUAAAAGUGAUGCUUCCAUUCUAAUCAAUGCUAGGAAGAGGAAACUGAGUUCUGUCAAACUAUACCUCUGAAAGCAAAGUUCUACUGACAAUACUUCCCAGAUUUUUCCUUCUUUUCUGAAAAUUGAGUUAAUGGGUAAAGCAGACUUG
Falco peregrinus (peregrine falcon) is the source of this 1913-nucleotide messenger RNA. RefSeq names its product achaete-scute family bHLH transcription factor 4 (gene ASCL4). The coding region runs from base 529 to 1095 and encodes 188 amino acids. Lineage: Eukaryota; Metazoa; Chordata; Aves; Falconiformes; Falconidae. Gene Ontology annotation, biological process: developmental process; regulation of transcription by RNA polymerase II. Gene Ontology annotation, molecular function: DNA-binding transcription factor activity, RNA polymerase II-specific; protein dimerization activity; RNA polymerase II transcription regulatory region sequence-specific DNA binding. The transcript has a single exon. The record is from RefSeq and is a predicted model, not a curated record.